ACAAAAAUUGUUUUCUCUAGUUCUCGGCAGUCGGCAGGGCAAACAAGAGAGCGUAUGCCACUGCUCUCUCCCGGCACCAUCACCAUCACCAUCGGCCGAUGAGCACAUCCGCAUGAGAUGGCCAGGAUUGAUACCCUUGUUCCUCCCCAAACCCCCCUCACUCCUCCGAUCCAUCCCUCUCUCCGACCCCUACCUCUCCUCUCUCUCCCCUCACCUCUCCCCCUCCUCCAUCUCCUCCGCCCUCAACCUCCUCCCCUUCCCCUCCGCCUUCCGCCUCUUCCUCUGGACCUCCUUCCAUCGCCAUCUCCGCUCCUUCGACUCCCACAACAUCAUCAUUUCCACUCUCGUUUCUUCACCUGACGACUCCUUCCCCUCCGCUUGGCAAGUUCUAUCCGACUUCCACUCCUCCGGAAAUCCCGUCCACCCUGCCGCCUUUACCGUCCUCAUCUCCGCCUACUCUGCUGCUGGCCUUCCGGAGAAGGCUGUGGAGACCUUCUCUAGGAUGCAGGAUUUUGGCUCCCGCCCCAACACCUUCACUUACAAUACUUUGUUGAGGGUUUUGAUUGAGAAAGAUGUCAUCUUGCUCGCCAUGGCUGUUUAUAAUCUCAUGCUCAAGUCUGAUUGCCGCCCGAAUAGUGCUUCUUAUGGGAUUUUGAUUGAUGGUCUUUGUAAGGCUGGGAAGAAUGAGGAUGCGUUGAAGUUGUUUGAUGAAAUGCUUCAGCGAUGUGUGCCACCCAAUGCGGUUAUUUAUACUGUGUUUUUGACUUCCUUGUGUGGUGCUGGCAAGAUUGAGGAUGCAAUGCGGCUGCUUGGGACCAUGAAGGAGAAGAAUUGCCCACCGGAUGAUGCAGUGUACAAUGCGAUGUUGAGUGGGUUCUGUAAGGCGGGUAGGAUUGAUGAGGCGUUUGAGAAUUUGAAGGCUUUUCAGGGGGAUGGUUUUGUUCUUGGAUUGAGUGGAUAUAGUUGUUUGAUCGAUGGCUUGUUCCGGGCUGAGAGGUUUGAGGACGCAUGCAGUUACUACAAGGAGAUGUUGACGAAAAGUUUGGUGCCGGAUUGUGUGUUGUAUACAAUCAUGAUAAGAGGGUACUUGGAGGCUGGGAGGGUUGAUGAAGCUUUCAGUUUUCUCGGUGAGAUGACUGACAAGGGUGUAGUUCCAGAUACCUUUUGUUAUAAUACUUUGAUCAAAGGUCUUUGUGAUUCUGGCCAUUUGAAUAGAGCUCGUUCUCUGAGGUUGGAGAUUUCAAAACAUAAUUGCUUUCCUGACUCAGCCACUUACACCAUUAUGAUUUGUGGAUUGUGCAAGGAAGGGAUGAUUCAUGAGGCUCAAGAGAUUUUUGAUGAGAUGGGGAAGCAUGGGUGUGCCCCAACAGUCAUGACUUUCAAUGCGCUCAUCAAUGGGCUUUGCAAAGCUGGCCAGCUCAAAAAAGCUAACUAUCUGUUUCAUAAGAUGGAGAUGGGGAGAAAUCCUUCCCUGUUUCUUCGGCUAUCUCAAGGUACAAAUCGUGUCCAUGACAGUCAUAGUCUCCGGAAAUUGGUUGAAGAUUUGUGCGAGUCUGGUCUUGUACUAAAGGCAUAUAAGCUUCUCCGUGAUAUCAUAGAUAGUGGAGUUGUACCUGAUGUUGUCACAUACAACAUACUGAUUAAUGGCUUUUGUAAAGAAGGGGACCUCAAUGGAGCUCUGAAUCUCUUCAAGCGGCUUCAGCUUGAGGGGCACAUGCCUGAUGAUGUUACAUACAGCACACUUAUUGAUGGGCUACUAAAAGUUCGUCGGAAAGAGGAUUCCUCAUUGAUUUAUCAGCAUAUGUUGAGGAACGGAUAUGCCACUAGUUUGUCAAUAUGCGCUACCCAUAUGAGAACUAUGUGUCGGGAGAAGAGAGUUUCACAAGCUGUGAACUUCUGGCUGGACCACCUCUUGCAAGAUAGUGCCCUUUCUGAUGAAAAGGAAACCAUUAAACUUGUGCAAAAACAAUUCGAGCAGGAAUAUCUAGAAGAAGCGAUUAGAACCCUAAUUGAGAUGGAUCAAAGGCGGAACGCUGUCAAUUCAUUUCCAUACACAAUUUGGCUCAUUGGAUACUGUCAAGCUCAAGCUAUUGAUAAAGCUCUCAAAAUCUUCUCCCUUCUUGUUGAGUAUAAAAUUGAUGUUACUCCCCCUAGUUGUGUACUCCUUAUCAAUGGCCUUUGUCGGAAGGGGAAACUGGGGUCAGCUUUAAAUGUCAUGCUUUAUUCAUUGGGUAAAGGUUACUUAUUCAUGCAGCCUGUUGGGAACCGGCUUCUUAAGAGACUCUGCAUUUAUAAUAAGAAGAGAGCUGCAUGUGAGCUUGCAAAGAGAAUGCAUCUUACAGGAUAUGACAUGGAUCUGUAUCUUCGAGACACUACCAAAGCUCUGCUGUAUAAUUAACACACUGGUACAAAUUCUAUUUGGCUCUUGCACCAACAUGAAAUGGGUGAGCAAGCGAGACUCUAAGGUAGGAUACGCAAAAGGUUUGCCAUGAUUAGGAUGUCACCAUUACUGCAGAACACAAAGGUUAAAGGAUCUCUUGCUGCUUGUGUUAUUCAUGGAAUUGAGAUAUCUGUUGAAUUUAAACUAGUUAAAGAUCAUCCAAUGGAUCCUCAUGAACAAGAUCAUCAGGCUGGACAAGCUUUCGAGGAAAGGCUCUCUUUUCUUCUGUGCUUGGAAGAGAAAGCUCACAUUCUGAGAGCAAAAGCUGUUGAAAAAAAUCUUUGAAGGUGUGUGUGUGUGUUUAUAUUCUCAUGUAUGAUUUGUUGUUUCUCUUGUUAGGAAGUGCUACUGUAUUUGAAAAUGAGGUUAAGUUAAUCACCAAGCUGGCAAGCUCCACCAUAGAAAUCUAGUGGAGAGUGAAGAAGAUGGAAUUGUAUUUAUAGAUGCUUUUUAUUUUUUGCUUUUUAUUACACUGUGUAUGUUAAUUAAUUCUUCCUUGAAACUUGUUGCUAAUGUGGCAACACCGUAAUGUUAAUUGAUUCUUUGUAGAUAGAGUCUUGAUA
Messenger RNA from Dioscorea cayenensis subsp. rotundata (Guinea yam), 3003 nucleotides. RefSeq names its product pentatricopeptide repeat-containing protein At1g79540. Bases 113 to 2398 code for a protein of 761 amino acids. Lineage: Eukaryota; Viridiplantae; Streptophyta; Magnoliopsida; Dioscoreales; Dioscoreaceae. The transcript is spliced from 3 exons. The record is from RefSeq and is a predicted model, not a curated record. Gene Ontology annotation, molecular function: protein binding.